GGUUUCUCAGUCAAACAGUUUCAAGAGGAGCCAGAUCGUAGCCAAACCCAGUCAUGGAUUCCCUGAUGUCCCUGGGCUCUCCUCUCAAGCAGUUCAUGUCUGGAAGAGCCUCAUCUGCUAAAAGAGGAGGAUCUAAACGUUCCCAGUCCGUGAGGAGGACCAGUUUUUCCCAUAGCCGUAGGAUGAGUGUUGGAAGGAGGAGGAGUUUGCCCUGCACCAGUCAGAAGGUCCCAGACUCCUGGCUCAGAGUCUACCAGGACGAACUCAAGAGAGAACGGAAAAGACAACAAGCAAUUUUGGCCAAGAAAAAUGCAGAGAGAGUGGUCAGAAAAACACACUUCAGGAGGCAGCACUGUCUUCCCAGGCAGACGACCACUCCUAGAAAACCUGUGGCUGCAGCCAAAGACGAGUCAUUUUUUGGGGCAUUUCAGGGCCUGAGUUUGGACGGACUGAUGGGAGGAUCCACAGCUCCAGUAACGACUGGAGCCAAUGUGGAUCCAUGUAAAGUCAUGUAACUCUCAUGAGAGUGGACUU
Molecule: messenger RNA, 534 nt
Organism: Periophthalmus magnuspinnatus
Lineage: Eukaryota; Metazoa; Chordata; Actinopteri; Gobiiformes; Gobiidae
Exons: 4
Coding region: 54-515 (153 amino acids)
Source: RefSeq, a predicted model, not a curated record